Messenger RNA from Durusdinium trenchii, 1317 nucleotides. Lineage: Eukaryota; Dinophyceae; Suessiales; Symbiodiniaceae. The record is from the annotation of a GenBank genome assembly.
AUGUUCAGCUAUCAAACACCUGAGCUGAAGACCAGCAGGUAUCUACCACAAAGCCCUGUUAUGGCACCAAAGCAAGGUGCAGGUGAGGGCAAUGAUCCUGAUCACAUGUCACAAGAUAAGGCAGAAGAAGUUGCAGAGACAGGAUUGAAGCCAGGUGCCAAGAAGAAGCCAGGUGCCAAGGUGAAGCCUGCAAGUCCUGCCAAAUCAAAGACAGCUGCCUCACCUAAGAAGAGCACACCCAUGAAGAGAACACCCAUGAAGGCUGCAAUGAAGAGUCUGGGAAACACCGGUCCCAAGGCAAAGGCAAAGGCAAAGGCAAAGACAAAGGCAGCAGCUUUGAAGAAAGUGCUGAAAAAGCCUGGUGUGAAAGACACAGGAGGGCAUGACAGCACCAGUGGUUCCCUCAAGAGGCCAGCUGCUGGCAGCAGUUCAAGUCAGCCUAAGCAUGCCAAAAAUAGUCUUUUGGCUUUGUGCACAAAAUGGCAGCAAGGCAUGGCUGAGCCAAAGCAGGCUUCUGAAGAGGGUGAAGAAGAGGAAGGGUUUGAAGAUGAUCCAGAAACUGAUCCUGAAGGCACUUCCAAGAGGAACAAGUAUGUGGGCUUGAAGUUUUCCACCAUGAGGAAACAGGGAAGGAUUCCAGAUCAGAUCUUGCGGGUGGUAGACUCAGAGCCUACAAGAGCAGGCAAGACCUCCCUUCUUAGCAAGCUCUUUAAGAAGGACAAGCAUGGCAACUGGUCUAUGCAAACAAAUGACCCAGCCUUUGAGAUGAAGACCACUGCGAAUGACACAAAAUUUGGGGUUGACCAGAACAACUCCUUUCCAAGGUCAAUCAUGUUGCAUCACUGGUAUGGUGGCAAUGAACCUGCCUUCCUUCAGGCACUAGAUGAUGGAGAGAUCUUUGUUGAACAGCAGGAGGGGGUCAAAGGCCUGGAGGAUGGCAGCUCCAAAAAGACACAGCUGGCCUUGGCAUCAGGAAGCAAAGAUGAUGUAGCCCUUUCCUUUGACAAGAUUGUCUCCACCUUGCAAGAGGCAAAGCAAGCUCAGGAAAAGCUGCUAAAGGAUGUGUCAAAAGUUCUUCCCACUUUGCAGAAGUUUCCUGACCUGAGGACUGAGUAUAAAGAAGCCUGUGGCACUUUGCAAGGGAAUGCCAGCAAGCUGGCAAACAUCUUGACAUGGCAAGAGUUUCCUGAUGGACCUCUGACCAAGAAGACCAUGGAUGAUUUGAUGAUGAGCCUUGCUGAGAGUACUUCAAAGGCCUAUGAGAAAAUGGAGCAAGUCAAAGCUGCCAUCAAAGCCAGGGGUGGCAGCAGCAAGUGA